Messenger RNA from Heterostelium album PN500, 1536 nucleotides. RefSeq lists its product as uncharacterized. Gene Ontology annotation, molecular function: protein binding. The transcript has a single exon. The record is from RefSeq and is a predicted model, not a curated record. Bases 1 to 1536 code for a protein of 511 amino acids. Lineage: Eukaryota; Evosea; Eumycetozoa; Acytosteliales; Acytosteliaceae.
AUGAACAGAAUCAUUAGAAAUCUCAAUAGAAGCAUUUAUUUAAUAUCAAAUUCAUCGAAACCAUCACUAUCUUUGAUUAGAAAUUAUUCUACAUCUUAUAUUGCUGAUGAUGUAGAUCCAAAUGAUAAUUUCGAUUGGUUAAAUAAAAGAUCAACAAAGAAAGUAACAUCUGUUAACGAUAUUUUAAAUCAAAAUAAAUCAUCAACUAUUCAACAACAACAACAACAACAACAACAAAAUAAUAUUGAUCAAUCAGAAAUAAAUGAUGAAUCAUUGAAAAGUGAAAUAGAUAAAGCAUCAACAGAGUGGAAUCAACCGAUCGACCGUGCCAAUCUUACACUUUCAACGUUGGUUCGUGUUUGUGGUAAAUUAAAUACCGAUCAAGAGAGACAUGAUCAUAUAGUUCGUAAAUUGGAAUCGAUCAUCAAUGCUGACAACGACACCAACAACCAGCAGGAAUCAUCAGAUAUCACUUUGGAUCACUGUCAUCAACUUUUACGUGAAUUUGUAGAUAGAACUCAAAUAGAGUUGGCCGAACAACUAUUUAGAAUGCUUACAACCACCAAAGAUACAACCAUUGAACGUUUAAAUAUAAAGUUACAACAAGAAAAACAACAUCAUCAACAACAAACACAAAACAAAAAACAAUAUAUUGAAAAACAAAGAGAAGAUAAUACAUCGAAUUUAAUAUUUAAAUGUAUUAAAGCAAAUAACUUGACAUAUAAAUUGUUGAUGGAAGUCUACUCUAACGAUGGUCUGCUCGAUAAGUGUAUGGAGGUGUUUGAACAAAUGAUUGGACGUCAUAUGAUUCCAGAUGCCGAAUGCUAUUUAAUUGUAAUCCGUGGUUACACUCGCGCCAAUAAGCCUGACGAUGCACUUGCCUAUUUCAAUAGAAAGAUUCCACCCAAUGUUCUCAGCCAUCCAACAGAACAACUGAGUGCACUCAAUGAAAUCAUUGGAUGCUACGCUCGACUUGGAAAUAUCGAAUCGUUGGAACAAACACUAAAGUACAUGACUGGAACCGUUGGAUUGUCGUACGACAGCUUUACAUUCCAACAUAUGAUCGAUGCCUAUGUGAAAUGUGGAGAUAUCCGCCAAGCCGUUUCACUAUUGUAUUUGAUGGACGAUAGCAAUGUAGCUACAACCACCUAUAGCUAUCACCGUGUUUUCGAAGCUUUGGGAAGAGAAGCACUGGUUGGUCAACUCUUCAGAUUGUUCGAGUUGAUGAACCGUCCAGGCAAACCGAUGAUUGAAUCGUACUUGACCGAUGAUUUCUAUCAACGCGGUGAAUUCAAAGUUAGCAAUCAAUGGCGACCAAACAUCGCCACUUUCAACGUACUGAUCGAAGCAUGUUGUCGAGCACAAGAUCUUGAAAAAGCAUUUGAAACACUAUCAUCGAUGCAAACCAACUAUCAACUAACACCAUCAAGCGAGAUCUAUUCAUCAUUGGAAGCACUAUCACUAAAACAAAAUAAAAUGGAAUUGUACAACAAACAUUGUGGUGAUCAAUUUCAUAUAAUAAAACAUAUAGAUUAA